Molecule: messenger RNA, 1954 nt
Organism: Astyanax mexicanus (Mexican tetra)
Lineage: Eukaryota; Metazoa; Chordata; Actinopteri; Characiformes; Acestrorhamphidae
Product: clusterin-like protein 1
Exons: 10
Coding region: 165-1661 (498 amino acids)
Source: RefSeq, a predicted model, not a curated record
UUAUGCUGCAUGCUGAGUCUGUGCGUGAGAGGCUCUGUUAAUGCAGUUACUUUUACUAAACAGAUAUUGUGGAAACAUGGGAAUGUGUUAAUGAGCAACAGAAGUAAGAAAGUCUAAUAGGAUCUGCUGAACUCAGUGCUGUAUAAAUAGUGCGGAUAAAGGACAUGAUAAUGAUGAUGACGAUGGUGCAGAUGCGACUCUCGCUCCUCCUCUGGUGUCUUUCUGUCACUCUCGGCGCCCCACGGUCUCCCAGACCUCUGGAUGAAAGCCAGUUGAAAUUGUUAUCUGCAGAGGGAGUGCGGUACAUAGAUGAAGAGAUGAAGCGAGCUUUGCUGGGGGUUAAACAAAUGAAGGAAUCCAUGGACAGAACUGAAGAAAAACAGCAACAACUUAUUAAGACCCUUAAACAAAGUCAUGACAAGAAGAGGGGGGCAGAACAGCUGGCCCAGGAGGCUGAGCAGAAGCUGCAGGAGGUAGAGCAGCAGUGCCAGGAGAGGCUGAGGCCAAUGUGGGAGCAGUGUCGUUCAUGCUUAGAAGCCAGAUGUGGGUCAUUCUACACCUCACCCUGCCGACAGAGAUCCUCCUCCUUCUCUCUGCAGGUUGAAGAAUUUGUCCGUAGAAUGGCUUCCAAGCUCAACGAAGACCAAGACCAGCUUUUUAACCAGGGCCCAGACAGUCAGCUCAAGAUCCAAAACCAGACCCAGGUGCCAGUGAACCUGAAUAUCCAAGAAUAUCAAAGCCAGGGAGGGGAUCACAAACAGCACCUGGAGGUCUCCCCCCUGUCUAACAUGGACAAGGAUCUUGUCUGGAUCAAGAACACAUUCAGUCGUGUAAAGUCAACAGUGACCUCUCUGUACUCACACAGCUCAGCUUUAGUCUCUGGCAUGCGCAAGGAGCUUGGCUCAGCAUUCUUCUCCACUUUCAAUGAAAAUAUCCAGCCGGAUCCCUCUUUACCUACCGAGAGACUUCAGGCUGGGGGGUUUACUCUGAGUGGGGGUCUGACUGGAGCGUUUGACUCGUUUAUGGAGAUGGGACGAAGCGUUCUGCAUGAGGUCAGCUCUGCUCUUACACAAGUGCUUGAAGGCAAUGAAGAAGAGGGAGGGGUUCAGAGAGCAUCGGGUGAUCAGCUGUGCAGGCACCUGCGCAGUCGAGGCUCAGUGUGCAGACAAACACAAAGCGAGUGUGACAACUGCCAUCAGGCCCUGCUCACAGAGUGCCCUGAAGUACCUGAACGUUACUCUGAGCUGAGUGAAAUCUCCCUGCUCUUCAACGCCUCCCGGAGUCAGUAUGAGGAGGUGUUGCAGGUGCUGCGAACACACACCGAACACACACUUCGCUGGGCCGAGAACAUGACACGCAAACACGAGUGGGUCACACACAUCGGUAACGGCACUGCUCCAACACACGUCUUCAGUCUGGUCAAGGUUGUACCAGGUCGCUCGGGUCUAAGCGGAGGUUCCAGGACAGAUACAGCUGUGGAGGUGUCAGUUCUGAACAGCCCUGUCCUCUCUUUCUCUGUACCUGUGGAGCUGGAUAUAUCUGACCUGGCUUUUAUUCAGUACAUCGCAAAGGAGGCCCUUCUUGCUUACCAGAACACUCUGCCCAAAACCUUUCACUCGUGUCAGAGUGGCCUUGCUCACCCUGGUUCUCAAGACGACUGAUGGCCGAAGCAACAUAAGAAGUGAACCUCACCACUGACCACCUCGACAUACCUGACAGUACUAAAAAGCUGCAGUUAGAAACCAGACAGACUACAGAGACAGAUGUAACCUCUUUACAGACAGAAAACAACAACAAGUCAGAGUAUACUGGCUUGUUUAUUAUGUGACCUCUUUAUUGAAACGCACAAAAGAAUGGCAGUGAUCUUAAGUAACCUCAUGCUUUAGGCUUGUAUUCUUGUCUGAAGUGUCACGAUUUGAUAAUGUAUUAAACAUAUGAAAUAUCAAACUUGAAA